Molecule: messenger RNA, 2538 nt
Organism: Bipolaris sorokiniana ND90Pr
Lineage: Eukaryota; Fungi; Ascomycota; Dothideomycetes; Pleosporales; Pleosporaceae
Exons: 4
Coding region: 305-2158 (617 amino acids)
Biological process (GO): cell-cell adhesion
Cellular component (GO): plasma membrane
Molecular function (GO): myosin binding
Source: RefSeq, a predicted model, not a curated record
CCAGCUACCUCUCCUUUCUACCUGCUCCCUUUUCUUGUCCGCACCAGUCCCCCAAUGUCCCCCCUGCCAUCAGACGGACAAAGUGACAGCUGCCACGAUUGGAUCCCACGCACCAGACCACGCGCCCUUGCCAGCGCCCUCGCCUGCGCCCGCGCCCGCACCCGCACCAGCCGUCCCAGCUAUAUCCAUAUCACCUGCCCACCCCGGGUUAGAGCCACCGCAAUACCACCACCACCACCAGCUCACGCGCCGCCCCAAAGACCACCCGACGUCCACUCCCCCAUCAUGCGGUAGCGCUGCCACCAUGGAGAACAUUAUACCUGACGACUCACCCCUCGCCCACUUGCUCCAAGGCCAAGGCAAAGGCGGCGAAGAUGACGACGAUACCCUACGCCCUCCUAUCCUUCGACACGCCGAUACCGACGUCGACUUUCAGGGCUUUGCGCCCAAAGGACCCUCUACGCUGCAAUCGAGAAUAAGAGACCGCCUCCCACAGCCGUUGCGCAUACAUGCGCGCAAUGACUCCAUUUCCCGUAUUCACUUGGCCUGUUCGAAGGCUGUCAAUUCGCGAUUGGGGCGUGCAGACAACGAGCGCUUCCUCGAACAUUUCCGCUACCUCAUCGUCGCCUCGCAGCUUCUUGGCGAGAAAGACGGCCUGCGCGCAUCAUCGAUACCCGCCUUUGCGGCAGGCGGACGCUCCGGCUCGCACGAGUUCAAAGUCGCCACGAUAAGCCCUACCGGCGCCGCCCUGACAGGCACAACGGCAUUUGCCUUGGUAUGGCUAGUCCACUGGUCUCGCCGCCAGCCGACCUUCAGCCUGGGCAGGACGGCGUUUGUGGUUCUGGUCUUCGCAGCCGCUGCAUCCGCCGUCUAUGGCUACAUGCGACGUCAAUGGCUCCGGUACCUGAGACAGGAGGCUGUCGAUGGCGCAGCCGCCUUGGUCGCCAACCUGCAAGCCUUUGAAGCCGCUACAUCGUCUGCGCUUGCUUUGAUCCAAGAGGUAGAGCUCAUAUCUCGUGGCUACAGAUUAAGCAGUCCGCUACCCCCCAUCUCGCGCAUCGAGGAAAAGGGUCAAGCCCGCCGUUGCCAACGUCUUCGUCGCAAUCUCCGCGCAGCAUACGCCGACAUUGUCCCCUUCCUCUCCGAGCAGUGUGGAGUUUUGAAGCCACUGAUUCAGGAAGACGACUUGGAAAAGUACUUUGACGUUUACGAAAUCAGCAAUCCAGACCUGCAAGAGGCGGGUCUUAGUUACACUCCGUCCGAGUUCGAAGACGCCGAAAGCUUGAAAGCACUUCGAACUCUCCAAUAUCGCUUGUCAAUUCUUCGCCGUGUGUACCUGUGCUCUCUCCUUGCCAUGGAGGCUGAUGGUGGAACGCUGGAUUUCCCACGAUGGUCAACCGUAGUCGACUCUAUCCUAAACACGGCCCGUCCUAUCGGUCAAUGGAGCGAAAAGUUCAACCGCGUACUAUCGGAAGAAGAGCAGUUUGUUUUCCCAUCGCCGGCCAAGGUAGCGCCCACGCCCGGGCGGGAAAAGAUUCGAAACUCAGUGCGUAAAUUGUCGGGACUUUCGAGCGGAAUCCGGGGUUUGCAGGCAAAGAUGCAGGUAUUGCGGGAAGAGACGAACAAGAGCUUAGAAGAUAUGGAAGAUGUCAGUGAUCUGGGUCAUUCUCUUAUGGUGCAAUACGAAUCCAUUGGAGCCGAUCUCAAGAGUUUGGUGCAGGCUUGGGAAGCAGGAAAGAAUGCGCUUGCAUUGAACAUUGAUCGACAGGAGCGCCGAAUCUCACAAGCAUCAAGCAGCGGUCUGCGCUCGCCAGUUCCAAGCCUAGGUGGAUUGACUGCUGUUGACGAAGGAAGCCCAUCUGACGCUCUGCGCGCUCUUAACGGCGAAACUUUGAGUCCUCAGGAGAGCGCCCCGUCCAGCGACCAAGGCAGUAACUCUGACGAUGAAGUAUUCGAAGCGAUUGCAAUUCCCAAGACACGCGUUACUAUGUCGAGAGAGGAACGGAUACAAAAGAUCCAGGAUGAUCGCAUUCGUCAAGCUACGCUUCGUGAGCAACGAGACGCAAACACCAGCAUGCUGAGAGAACUGGAGUCCGUGAUUAACCUGCGACCGCAUCGUGCAUCUGCACCUCCUGGAGGCCGAAUCACUAGCCUCUGAAGCCGCUCACCCCUUUUCCUUUGUGUAUAUUUUCAUAACUCAUGACAGCUCGCUCGAUACCGCAUCAGUUAUUCUUUUUCCCUUGUUUCCUUGUUUCGCAGUUUCUAUAUCCUUUGUUUUCACCACAGACAUGCAUCUGGAUCCUUUUAGCUUUUGAAUCUCUCGGGCAUUUAUCGCGAUACCAUUUGCCACGGCAGCAGUCGCAGCCGCAAGUCGCCUUGUGUUUUUUUGUUUUUCUCAUAUCAGUGGGCGUUUUAAGGGGGCCAUCAUACAUGUGCCAAUGCAUCAAUCAGAUCUUGAGGUCGGAAAAAAGAAGACACUACUAGAAUAGUAAGACGCAUUCGCGAAAGAAUCGAUGUUCUGAUGUUUUAAGUGCGAAC